AUGCAAAACUUUCAAGAAACACACAUGAACAAAGCUGAUGAGCCUGAAGAAAGCAGCUGGACCUAUUACUUUGAUGAGUUUGUAUGUAAAAAUGAUCAUGAUAUUAUCAUGAGUAGUAGUAAUGAAACCUUAAAUUCUUUGAUACCCGAUGCUACCUCAGCGGUCGUCAAGAAGACCUCCUGUUUUCGGGAUGAUCAACUUAAAAGAUUAAGUUUCAAGAAGAGGAAAACUGAAGGAGUGGUAAUUGAUGAUUCUUUAGAAGACACUGCUAGCUCUCCUUUAAGCAGUCCAAAGGUCACUUAUUUCAAUCAAGUGAAGAUCAAGAACAAGAAAACCUUACACGCCUCAGAGGAAAAGGUUGGCAAAAUUGAAGAACAAAACAAGAGAAAGGCUAUUUCAAAUUUGGAGUUGAAGAAAAGAGGGCUGUGUUUAGUACCUUUGUCUGCAUUGGCAAAUUAUCUUCCUUGA
Molecule: messenger RNA, 468 nt
Organism: Erigeron canadensis
Lineage: Eukaryota; Viridiplantae; Streptophyta; Magnoliopsida; Asterales; Asteraceae
Product: vascular-related unknown protein 1-like
Exons: 3
Coding region: 1-468 (155 amino acids)
Biological process (GO): xylem development
Source: RefSeq, a predicted model, not a curated record